CAACAACAAAAACAUCUUCCAUUUUUAUUGCUGUUUCGGCGGCAAACCAUUUUUUCUUUUGUUGUCUUUUUUUGUAUUAAAAAAUACAUACUGGCGGUAGCUAAAUUUUCACAUUUCUUCACAUCAGGGUGGGCUACUAAUUAGAUAAAUUCAGGGAAAACUAUUCAUAGAUAAUUUGAAAGCCAGCGAAACAUGGAUUUAAAUGAUGCCGUAUUGACCUGUGCCAUUAAUCUUCAAUGGACAAAUGCCGUCGGUGUUGUGGGACGCAAAUUGGCCUAUAAAGUGGCCACGUUAAGACUGAUACGAAAUGAGAUACGGGAAUUGUUCAUAGAGCUGUCGGCCGAGAAGAUUAAGCCAAUGAAAUUUAAAAUGAAAGACAUUAUGGUACAUAAGAAAUUCAUGUCCGAGGGCAAGGCUUCGAUCAAUUUUAAGGCGGAGAAUUGUGCUAUGUACUUGUCAAAUGCACCACCAGGAACGUUAAUGUUUUUCCUGCGGACGGUGUUCAUUAAAAUGAAUGGUGGCGAAAAGCAGGAUGAGGCUACGACACAAAAGCAAUUAAGAGCUCAUAUGUUGUCGGGAAAUCCUAGUAAAUUUGAAGAAGUAUCCCCAGUAACUACGGCCGAAAUGGUCAUGGCACGUAAACGCGCCGGUCUCAUACCAUCAAGAGGCACAGCUACCACACCUUCACCAUUGGCAGCCAAGAAGCGUCGUUAUGAUGAGUUAAAAGGUGGCAGUGAUAAGAGUGGUCUGCCGGCUCCCAAAAAACUCUACCAAGAAUCACCUAUGGUCACUGAGGAAUCGGUUAAACUGUGUCAAGAGCAAAUGGAGGUGUUAAAAGCUUGUGUUUCAGGGAAAAAUGUAUUUUUUACAGGUUCCGCUGGUACGGGUAAAAGUUUUCUACUAAGGAAAAUCAUUUCAGCUCUGCCACCAGAUGGUACGGUGGCCACCGCCUCCACUGGUGUGGCAGCUUGUUUGAUAGGUGGUGUGACAUUACAUGCCUUUGCCGGCAUAGGCGGUGGAGAUGCUACCUUACAACGUUGCUAUGAACUGGCUUCAAGACCAGCCAAUGCUCAAGCUUGGCGUAAAUGCAAACGUUUGAUUAUUGAUGAAAUCUCCAUGGUGGAUGGUCAUUACUUUGAUAAAAUUGAAGCCGUAGCCCGUCAUAUACGACGCAAUGAUCGUCCUUUUGGCGGCAUACAACUGGUACUUUGUGGUGAUUUCCUACAGCUGCCGCCUGUUAUUAAACGUGAAGAAAAUCUCUCCGGUGGUGGUUCACAAACACCACCCCAACGUUUCUGUUUCCAGUCGAGUGCCUGGGAAAAAUGCGUAGAAUAUGUGUAUGAACUCAAAGAGGUACAUCGUCAAUCAGAUCCUGAAUUUAUUAAAAUUCUUAAUCAUUUACGUAUUGGUCAUUGCAAUGAAGACAUAACCAAGCGAUUAGUGGCCACCUCCAAGCAAACAAUAGAGUCUAAUGGUAUUUUAGCUACACAGCUGUGUUCGCACACCAACGAUGCCAACUCCAUUAACGAAUCAAAAUUGCAAAAUUUACCCGGUGACAAAGUUCUAUUUCGAGCAGAAGAUUCUGAUGCUUUAAUGACCAAACAAUUAGAUUCUCAAGUACAGGCUCCUUCUCAGCUAUAUUUGAAAAUUAAUGCUCAGGUAAUGUUGCUGAAAAACAUAAACAUUUCAGCGGGUUUGGUCAAUGGAGCACGCGGAGUGGUGGUGCGCAUAGACAAGGGUGUGCCAGUGGUGAAAUUUAAAAAUAAUACCGAAUAUGCCUGCAAACAUGAAAAAUGGAUUAUAAAAACUCCCAGUGGAGGAGCUGUGACAAGACGCCAAGUACCUUUGAAGUUGGCCUGGGCCUUUUCCAUACACAAAUCUCAAGGUUUAACUCUAGAUUGUGUUGAAAUGUCUUUGUCUAAAGUAUUUGAAGCUGGCCAGGCUUAUGUCGCCUUGUCACGUGCUAAAUCAUUGGAUUCUGUGCGUAUAUUAGAUUUUGACGCCAAACAAGUAUGGGCCAAUGCUCAAGUUUUACAGUAUUAUAAGUUAUUUAGACGUCGUCUACUAGAUACUACCAUGAUUCCUUUAGGUACUAAAAAUAAAGAAGAACGUAAGAAAGAUGGCACAGCCAAAGUCUCAAGUGCUUUGGCCAAACUUAAAAAGAGUCUCAUUAACAAGCCAUUAGUUUCUAUAAGUUAAAUUUUAAGAUUUACUAGACUCAUCUCAUGUAGAACAAUUUCAUAUGCCUAACUAUUAUUAAGUUAAUUAUUUAUUAUGCUUAAUUUGUGUGUAAAAUUAAGUUCAAAAGAAUCAUUUAACCAUUUAAAGGAAUUUACUUAUUAUCAAAUUGAAAUUUCAGCUAUUAUUUUUAAAACUUUAAGAUAUGAUUUUUGUGUUCAUUAUUUUCGUCUUUACUUUCUAUGACUAUUGUUUAGGAAUUAUUUUUUAAGUUUCAUUAUCAAGUUAAUAAUUUUCUUAUGCCUUUCUAGUUUUAUAACUUUGCAAUUUUAUCUUUAAGACUGUCCUAAAGAAGCAUUUAUAAUAAAAUGUAAUUUUUGAUUGUA
This is a messenger RNA of Lucilia cuprina (Australian sheep blowfly), 2564 nucleotides long. RefSeq names its product ATP-dependent DNA helicase PIF1 (gene Pif1). Gene Ontology annotation, biological process: DNA repair; telomere maintenance. Gene Ontology annotation, molecular function: DNA helicase activity. The record is from RefSeq and is a predicted model, not a curated record. Bases 193 to 2199 code for a protein of 668 amino acids. NCBI's taxonomy places the organism in Eukaryota, Metazoa, Arthropoda, Insecta, Diptera, Calliphoridae. The transcript is spliced from 3 exons.